Helobdella robusta is the source of this 879-nucleotide messenger RNA. RefSeq lists its product as hypothetical. The record is from RefSeq and is a predicted model, not a curated record. NCBI's taxonomy places the organism in Eukaryota, Metazoa, Annelida, Clitellata, Rhynchobdellida, Glossiphoniidae. The coding region runs from base 1 to 879 and encodes 292 amino acids. The transcript has 8 exons.
AUGAAAAAUUUCCAUGGCAUUGGAAGGUGCGCUCCUCCUUACGUGUCGACAUGUUACGAUAGAAUGAUGAAGGAAUACGUAUUAAAGCAUGCUUGUAAGGUCAAUGGAUAUUUCUACCACACAGCUGAGAAAGCACGCGAGGUAAUGCAGCAGUUACAAGAUCAAUGGCUCCGUUAUCAUAACUUAUGUAAGGCGCUAAACUUCAAUAAGAAGAGAAGGAAGAAGUUGAAGACAAUAACAAUGAGGCAAUUUCUCUGGCUGUUGGAUGAUUUGAAUUUGAUUGACGACACGCUGAUGGCCUCCGAUGUGAUUGAUGUUUUAGCAUCUGACGAUAGGAAGGUUAAAUAUCACGUCACCUGCAUUUACAUGGAGUUCGAGUUAGGGUUUUAUGACUAUAUGGAGGCCUUGGUAGGCUGCUCUCUAGUGAGGAGGUACCCACUCUGUUAUUGCGGCUUCGAUUCCAGGACAUUCAUGUUCAUUGAUGAGACCGAAACAAAAAACGAAUUAGCCGGUGCUUCACAUAAGAAGGAUGGAAAGAAGGGAGAAGAAGGAAUGAAAGACGAUGCUGAUAGUGAUGGCGAUGUCAAUACUGCUGAUAAUGAUGAUGAUGAAAACAGUAAAAAAUGUAGCUCCCAGCAGAAAUCAAACCGAAACGCAGACAAUGUUGUCAAAAAUAGCUUAUCCCAUAUAGCCCACAUCGGCAAUUUUGAGGCCACGUUCUCAAACAAAUUUCAAAAAUUUGUCGUUCAAGAUUACAGUACUGCACUGGAUUUAUUCUUGAAAGAGAAAUUGCCAAAAUGUGGAGAUGAUGGUGGCGACGAUUUCGUUGACGAAUGUGACAAAAAUUUGAUUCCAUUUUGGGAGAUAAGUUUGGUCUAG